Rhipicephalus microplus (southern cattle tick) is the source of this 1714-nucleotide messenger RNA. RefSeq names its product Vesicle transport through interaction with t-SNAREs 1b (gene Vti1b). The record is from RefSeq and is a predicted model, not a curated record. Lineage: Eukaryota; Metazoa; Arthropoda; Arachnida; Ixodida; Ixodidae. Gene Ontology annotation, biological process: intra-Golgi vesicle-mediated transport; macroautophagy; vesicle fusion with Golgi apparatus. Gene Ontology annotation, cellular component: endoplasmic reticulum membrane; ER to Golgi transport vesicle membrane; late endosome membrane. Gene Ontology annotation, molecular function: SNAP receptor activity; SNARE binding.
ACAUGACGUGCAGCUGGGUGUGUUUUUCUUCGAUUGUGUCAUCUGAUCGCAUGGUAGGCAGUGAUUUUGGGUACCAGUUUCGUGCGUUCGGGCUGAUUCAAGCAUUCGAAGACCACGAUGUCUUCAGAAAAGUUCGAGGACCUCGAAGAGGACUUCGUUUCGCUUAUGGACGACAUACGACGCAAAUUGGAAAACGCCAAGGGACGGCAGUGGAUCGGCGAAAACAAGAAGUCUCUGCUUCGCGAAGUGCAGCGCAAAGUGGACCAAGCGAGCAGCGUAUUGCAAGAGCUAGAGCAGGAAGCCCGGGCAGCGCCAAACCCUUACCGCGUGCACAUGAAUUCCAAGACGAGAAAGUACCGCGCGGAAUUGGACGACGUGAACAAGACCGCUACAUCGCUGGCUGGCGGUGUCACGCACAUCACCAUUGCGAGACAGGACCUGUUGAGUCCGUCCAGUGUUCUCGGUGAUUUCGGUGCAGGUGAUCCUCAGAGGAGUAGACUCUUGCAGAUGAACGAAACGCUAGACAGAACGACGGACAGUCUUGCAAGAACAUUCCAAGUGGCUGCUGAAACCGACCAAAUCGGGACAGCCGUGGCGGAGGAACUUCGCACUCAGAGGGAGUCGUUAGUGCGCACGAAAGAGCGGCUAGAAGAGACCGAUCAAAACCUCACCACGGCCCGCAAAAUACUGCGCACCAUGUACAGGCGUGUCAUGACCAACAAAAUGAUCCUUAUUCUGAUUAUCGUUGUCGAAAUUUGUAUCCUGGGGGCACUGAUCUACUGGAAGUUUAUUAUGAAGUGAAGGUGUUCGCGUGAAUCCCCUCGUCGUGCCUGAUUGCUUUCUUCGUUGUACGAAUUGUAAACUUCAAAAAGCAAUCGUAUUUCUAUAAAUUGCGGUUGCUGUGAGAUUAGCAAUCACUUUUAGCAGGACUGAAGCACAUUUGUGUAAUCUUUCUCUCUUUUUUUUCUAGUUCCGAGCUAGUUUUCGUGCAUGCUUUAUUCUUUCACUAGCACAGGGAUCAAUUUAAUGUUAUUUGUGUGCCUUGAUCUCAGUUGUUCCGUGCUAUUCGGUGCGAGUUCACUGUUCCUACUUCUACAUCCACAUUGUUGUAUUCUAUGUUGUGGGUACUACAUUUAUUAAAAGUUAAGUCUAACCAAAGUUCAGUGUGCACAGUACUGUAACAGAUAAAACCAGCUAUCAAAUUGUGACGAAAACAUCAAAACCAUACUUACACAGUUCAUGCUUUGACAAACAUAGCAGACAAACAGUAUGUGGGUGUAAAGCAUUUAUAAAUUGCUAAUAAUUAACAGAUUCUUCAAGUGAAAAAAUUAAUGAAAUCUCCUUGUAGUGGCCCUAUUAACUUAUUCACUGGCACUUAAUCUCGCGGCUCUCAAUUUUUUAUGGAGGUCUGUGUCCUUAUAUUUAGGUGCACAUUAAAGAACUCUAGGUAGUUAAAUUUUUUUAUCCCCCCUCAAUCAGCAUGCCUUAUAAUCAUGUAAUAGCCUUGGCACGUCAAACUCCUGCAAUUAUUGUUAUUACUCAUGCUUUAUCUGUAGCACUGAUAGUGUCACCAGUGCAGAUACGAAAGUAAACAUGCCCGCACAGUUUCUCUUCCAAGUGGGUUCUACUCCCCUUUGUGCUCUGCAGCCUAGGUUUUUCACUGACGAAUGAAAAACGAAUAAACAUGUGUGGGCAAAGAAGGCCCCCAAGCUUC